Molecule: messenger RNA, 1810 nt
Organism: Aspergillus heteromorphus CBS 117.55
Lineage: Eukaryota; Fungi; Ascomycota; Eurotiomycetes; Eurotiales; Aspergillaceae
Gene: pgkA
Product: phosphoglycerate kinase pgkA
Exons: 2
Coding region: 101-1363 (420 amino acids)
Biological process (GO): gluconeogenesis; glycolytic process
Cellular component (GO): cytosol
Molecular function (GO): ATP binding; phosphoglycerate kinase activity; ADP binding
Source: RefSeq, a predicted model, not a curated record
CUCCCCAUCACCCCCUCAAUCCCCCAUCCACCAUGUCUCUCAGCAACAAGCUCCCCAUCACCGAGGUCGACCUCAAGGACAAGCGUGUCUUGAUCCGGGUAUGUCCCCUCUCCGGAGCUUGAAUAAACCCCCCCCUCCACCACUCUCCAUCCACCAAGCUAACAAACAACACCAGGUCGACUUCAACGUCCCCCUCAACGCCGAGAAGCAGAUCACCAACAACCAGCGUAUCGUCGGUGCCCUCCCCACCAUCAAGUACGCCAUCGACAAUGGCGCCAAGGCCGUUGUCCUGAUGUCCCACCUGGGCCGUCCCGACGGCAAGAAGAACCCCAAGUACAGCCUGAAGCCCGUGGUUGCCGAGCUUGAGAAGCUCCUCGGCCGCAGCGUCAUCUUCACCGAGGACUGCGUCGGCCCCGAGGUCGAGGAGACCGUCAACAAGGCCUCCGGUGGCCAGGUCGUUCUGCUGGAGAACCUGCGCUUCCACGCCGAGGAGGAGGGCAGCUCCAAGGAUGCCGAGGGCAAGAAGGUCAAGGCCGACAAGGACCAGGUCGCUGAGUUCCGCAAGGGUCUGACUGCCCUUGGUGAUGUGUACAUCAACGACGCUUUCGGCACCGCCCACCGCGCCCACUCCUCGAUGGUCGGCGUGGACCUCCCCCAGAAGGCCUCCGGCUUCCUGGUGAAGAAGGAGCUCGAAUACUUCGCCAAGGCUCUCGAGAGCCCCCAGCGCCCCUUCCUGGCCAUCCUCGGUGGCGCCAAGGUGUCCGACAAGAUCCAGCUGAUCGACAACCUUCUCCCCAAGGUCAACAGCCUGAUCAUCACCGGAGCCAUGGCUUUCACCUUCAAGAAGACGCUCGAGGGCGUGAAGAUCGGGAACAGCCUGUUCGACGAGGCCGGCAGCAAGAUCGUCGGCGAGGUCGUCGAGAAGGCCAAGAAGCACAACGUCAAGAUCGUCCUGCCCGUCGACUACAUCACUGCCGACAAGUUUUCCGCCGAUGCCACCACCGGCACCGCCACUGACGCCGAGGGCAUCCCCGACGGCUACAUGGGUCUGGACGUCGGUGAGAAGUCCGUCGAGCUCUACAAGGAGACCAUCGCCGAGGCCAAGACCAUCCUCUGGAACGGUCCCCCGGGCGUCUUCGAGCUCGAGCCCUUCGCCAACGGCACCAAGAAGACCCUCGAUGCUGUCGUCCAGGCUGCCCAGAACGGCACCAUCGUCAUCAUCGGUGGCGGUGACACCGCUACCGUUGCCGCUAAGUACGGCGUCGAGGAUAAGCUCAGCCACGUCUCCACUGGUGGCGGUGCCUCCCUCGAGCUCCUCGAGGGUAAGGACCUCCCCGGUGUUUCCGCCCUGUCCAGUAAGUAAAUCUGAAAAAUAUCAUCUCCCGUGAUUCGGGCGUUUUCCCUCGCGUCCUAUAUUAUACCAUAUGAAAAGGACUGGCCGCCGUCCCGGGUUAGGAUUUGAUUUGAACAAGAGGCCUUGUAGAUACCGUUCUGCGUCCGUCUGUCCGUCUGUCUGUUAGAUAGAUAGAUAGACGCGUGGGACCUAUCUAUCUACAUAUCUCAACGAAUGUAAUGUACCAGGAUGAAUGAAAUAAUAAUCAAUCAAGAUGCGCUUUCCAUUUUCCAACUCAUGUUUUCUGUUCCUGCUCAAUCCUCUGUUCAACUUCCACUUCAAUAUACACAACGCAAGCCUGGCAGAAUACCUCCUGAUGUAAUCGCGAAUUAGGAAUAGAGAUGGGUCCGAAACUGUGACAUGGCUUGGCUUCCUGGCUUGUGUGUGUACCCAUCCUACUUAGGCAUUGCAUUCCAC